AUGAGACACCAAAGCAAAGCAACAAAGCAUAGAAGAGACUCAGUCACUCUAUACUGUUUCAAACCUUUUCUUCUUUUUCUUCAUUAUCCUUUAUCUUUGUCUUUCACUGUUUACUAAGUUAGUUACCUUUUUAUUCCAACUAACAAAUGGACUCACGCAAUGGUGAGAUAAAGCUUUCAAAGUUCAAAAGAAUUUGUGUUUUCUGUGGAAGUAGUCCUGGUAAAAAAACUACCUACCAAGAUGCUGCCAUGAACCUUGGCAAUGAAUUGGUUUCAAGGAACAUUGAUCUUGUGUAUGGAGGAGGAAGCAUUGGUCUCAUGGGUUUAGUUUCUCAAGCUGUUCAUGAUGGUGGUCGCCAUGUCAUUGGAGUUAUUCCCAAGACACUCAUGCCUCGAGAGCUAACUGGUGAAACAGUAGGAGAAGUUAAGGCUGUUGCUGAUAUGCAUCAAAGGAAAGCUGAGAUGGCCAAACAUUCAGAUGCUUUUAUUGCCUUACCAGGGGGAUAUGGAACUCUGGAGGAACUUCUUGAAGUCAUAACAUGGGCUCAACUUGGAAUUCAUGACAAGCCGGUUGGAUUAGUAAAUGUUGAUGGAUACUUUAACUCCUUGUUGUCAUUCAUUGACAAAGCUGUGGAAGAAGGGUUUAUUAGUCCAAAUGCUCGUCACAUAAUUGUAUCAGCACCAACUGCAAAAGAGUUGGUCAAGAAAUUGGAGGAGUAUGUUCCAUGUCAUGAGGGUGUUGCUUCCAAGUUGAGCUGGCAGAUGGAACAGCAGCUAGCAUACCCUCAAGAUUAUGACAUCUCAAGGUAGCUGUUAGCUAUGUUUACUUCACUUGCACGGAAUACGAGACCAUAUGAUAUAGUAGAAUUUUGGAGGUGGAAGAAGAAGCUAUUUUCAACUAUCAGUGUUCUGCUUUUUUAUUUAAUCCUUUAAUUUCUUAUGUAAAUUACUGUGAUUGACCUGAACUUAUGAAAGUUAAAUUACUUAUUAGUACCUUGUUAUAAACUUUGAUUUUAUUAAAGUUGUAACUUGUAAGUAAGCACUCUCUUAACCUAUUAUUCAAUGUUGAUUAGUAGUUUUUAUAUUUAACUGGCCUUAAGAGUCAUCUCA
Messenger RNA from Medicago truncatula (barrel medic), 1109 nucleotides. Its product is annotated as cytokinin riboside 5'-monophosphate phosphoribohydrolase LOG3. Gene Ontology annotation, cellular component: cytosol; nucleus. Gene Ontology annotation, molecular function: hydrolase activity, hydrolyzing N-glycosyl compounds. Bases 147 to 809 code for a protein of 220 amino acids. NCBI's taxonomy places the organism in Eukaryota, Viridiplantae, Streptophyta, Magnoliopsida, Fabales, Fabaceae. The record is from RefSeq and is a predicted model, not a curated record. Gene Ontology annotation, biological process: cytokinin biosynthetic process. The transcript is spliced from 7 exons.